Messenger RNA from Pisolithus orientalis, 1050 nucleotides. RefSeq lists its product as uncharacterized. The coding region runs from base 1 to 1050 and encodes 349 amino acids. The record is from RefSeq and is a predicted model, not a curated record. Lineage: Eukaryota; Fungi; Basidiomycota; Agaricomycetes; Boletales; Pisolithaceae. The transcript has a single exon.
AUGCCAGGACCCCCGCAAGCACCCCGUAUGUCAGGCCCCAGCCUAGCCGGCAAAUCCACCAGGAGUGGAGGUUUCUCACUACUUGAAAUCAUUAGCGACCCGGAAGCAGAGAUAAAAAACGCGGGCUCAGCCAGAACAUACCUGGACCAGCUCUACAUGGUCCAACGUGAGCCAGCCACACCUGAACACAUCUCACAUGUGCUAUUCUACAUUUCACAAACCAAAGGUGUAAAUAACAUGUUAAGAUCAGCCAUCAGAGCCAUGGCAUAUUUAGUCAUGGAACUAGCAUUGUUAGUGAUAGCUGAAACUGUCAUCAAAGCAGUGUCAAGCAAUAUAGAAAACUCAGUUGUUGCUGCCAUCUCCCCUCAGAUUGCCAAAAUCUUAUCAACUGCUGACAAACUAGAAGAAGUCAAUGAGGAUGCAACCUUGCUAAAUGCCAACUACACCCAAAGAAUGGAGUCAAUCACUAAUAUGACCAAUGGUGCAGACACUCUCUGUCUAGAAGGGGAGGUCCAAAACAUCAUCUUGGACAUAGGCAUGAUGAAGAUGACAAUGGAAGACAUGAAGAACCUGCUCAAGAAUUACAUGCCCCCUGCCACCACCCAUAUGCCAUACAGAGAUGUCCUAGCAACAACAGCAACCAACUCCAACCAGAUCCUGCUAGGCAAAUGCCUCUCACCAGAAUAUGCUAAGGCCCAUGCUGCAAUAGAAGAGAGACAACUACUGAUUGAUCUCAACAGCAACCACCCCACUCUCAGUGACUCCCCAUCAAGGAGCUCCAUCAUAGAAGUGAUCAAAUUGGCCCUAGAAGCAGUAGAGCAAGUUGACAGCCAUGACCUACAGCUCAAAUCAAUCACACAACUACAUAACAAUGGCAUACUCCUAGAACUCAACACCCAGGAAGCCAUGGAUUGGAUCAAAGAACCUGCAAACAAAGCUACCUUCCUUGUGAAACUAGGUGGUGAGGUCAUGAUCAAAAACCAUCAUUACAAUAUAGUGAUCCUGUUCCUCCCUAUUUCAACCAACACAGAGCUCCUGGACACCCUCUGA